AUGCGUUUCCUCACAGUCCUUGCAACCCUCUGUACCGCUGUCUCGGCUAUUCCAACCACCGCGGAGGUCCAGACAAAGGCCAUCGUCGAGCUGUGGCGCGCAUACAGCGGCAGCGCCGGCGACCACUUCUACACCACCGACUACUCCGAGUACAACAAUGCCGUCACCCGCCUCGGCUACUCAGCUGAAGGUGUUGCCGCCAAGAUCUACUCGUACCAGGUGCCCAACAGCAUUCCCCUGUACCGGACCUGGUCCCCCGGCGCCAGCGACCACUUCUACACCACCUCGGCGCCGGAGCGCGACAACGCGGUCCAGCAUCUCGGGUACGUGGACGAGGGCAUCACCGGCUACGUAUUCGCCACGGACAAGGUUGGCGGCCUCCCGGCGCGCCUCGUCGAGUUCUACCGCGCCUACAGCCCCGGCCAGCGGGACCAUUUCUACACCACCAGCGGCCCGGAGGUGGACAACGCGGUGCGCAAUCUGGGGUACACGUAUGAGGGUGUCGCGUGUUAUGUUUUCCAGGCUACAAAAUAA
Cordyceps fumosorosea ARSEF 2679 is the source of this 534-nucleotide messenger RNA. RefSeq names its product Glycoside hydrolase, family 25. Lineage: Eukaryota; Fungi; Ascomycota; Sordariomycetes; Hypocreales; Cordycipitaceae. The record is from RefSeq and is a predicted model, not a curated record. The transcript has 2 exons. Bases 1 to 534 code for a protein of 177 amino acids.